Gossypium raimondii (Peruvian cotton) is the source of this 327-nucleotide messenger RNA. Its product is annotated as protein GL2-INTERACTING REPRESSOR 1. The transcript has a single exon. The coding region runs from base 1 to 327 and encodes 108 amino acids. The record is from RefSeq and is a predicted model, not a curated record. Lineage: Eukaryota; Viridiplantae; Streptophyta; Magnoliopsida; Malvales; Malvaceae.
AUGAGUGGUGGAAAUGGUCCCAAGCUGGAGUUGAAAUUGAACCUAUCGCCACCGAGGGUUAACCCCCCAGAGGAAUCGUUGACGACGACGGAGAAUUCUUCUCCUGCAAGUUCAUGUGUGCUGUCAGAGACUAACCAGAUGCAUGAAGUUGAAACUACCACCGAUACUGUGGCGGAUGUGGCGGCGGCGACACCCAUGAUGCUAGUUGGGUGCCCAAGGUGCCUCAUGUACGUGAUGCUGUCAGAGAAUGAUGACCCUAAAUGCCCUAAUUGCAAGAGCACUGUCUUGCUUGAUUUUCUCCACGCCAUUAAAACUAGAAAGAGUUAG